AUGGAUAAAGUAAUAUGGAGUCAUUUCCAUGGUAACCUCGAUCCACAAUCUAACACCUCCAAGCCAGUAAACGAGCAUUCUCUGUUCGCCGUUGCUAGUCUUUCUAAAGUUUUUACGCGCGAGGCGCCAUGUUAUCCAGACACUGCAGAAGACAUUUGCCCAUAUAACAACUCUGUCAUUCUCAAACGAUUGAAAGAUAUUUCUCUGUUGUGGGCACCUGGUUUGAAGCCUUCAUACAGUAAUCUUGGAUUUGCUCUCCUUGGUAAUGGAUUAGCUUCAAAUCUUAAUAUGAGCUACCAGAAGUGGAUGAAGGAAAAUCUCUUUGAGCCUCUGGGAAUGAGUAACUCAACUUUUGAACCAGUCUCGAACCAAAGAAUCCAAAACAAUAUUAUAAUUGGUUACGAUUACAUGCCAAGAAAGCCGAAGAACUGGGGAUGGCUUGAUCCUUCUGGCGGGCUUUUCACUUCCKUGUCCGACCUUGCCAAGCUUGAGAUMGAUCUCUUCAAGUCUCUUGACAAAAAAGGAUUUUUGUCACCAGUUUACGCAAACGAAUUUUUUUCCCCAGCGUAUAUGCUUUCAGACGAAAAGAGCUUAGUCGGUAUGCCAUGGGAAAUGUUUUUCAAUGAUGGAUACCUUUURCGAAUAAAGAAUGGCCAUAUAUUUGGCUACCACUCCUACAUCUUUGCUGUACCUGAACUAAAACUCGCAUUCAAUGUCUUGUUCACUGGUUAUACAGGCAAAGUUCAAAGUCUUUUUACGAAAUUGGUAAAUGCUUUCAACAGUGUUCUAAAAGAAAAUUCAACCAUGAGCUCGGUUCCUCGGAAUGUACAUUCUUUUAUUGGCGUCUAUAAGCCCAAGUCUGAUGAAGAUAGCGUACCUGGCCUCAGCCUAGCCGAAGUAACUAACAGCAAUGAUAAAAUCUAUUUAACAUUCACUAUUUAUGGCAAUGGUAAUCAGUUUGAACUAAACUAUCUCUACAAUACCACCUUUGAAAUAUGGGAUCGGCCAAUGCGGCCUUGCUUGGAAAUUUUCGUUCGUGGGUUUGAUAUGGAACGAGUGUAUUUUGAACCAAUCGAUAAAAACAGUCAUUUAUCUGGAGGAUUUAAAAUAUAUGGAAUUCAUCCCCGUGGUUGGACUUACUUCACGCGAAAUUCAACUGACAUGAUAAUCUGACUGUUAUAUAAUAUAUACAUAUAGUGUCUCACUGGCGAAUUGGAUCGAGUAUUUUUGAUAAAGGACUGAAGAUCAUGCUCUUCCGAUGGCAGAGCGAAAUUCUCUCAGUUAGGGGACUCUUUUAUAAGGAAAACGUCUGUUGUACUGGCUGAAUUAGAGGCUAGGACCUCUGACCUCUUUCAACGCCUUUGGUAACGUUAGCAACUAUAAUACUGGUCCUGAAGCUCAGGAGUAUCUCACCGCCAAACCGAAUCAGCUAUGAAGUACUGAACGGGUUGGAUUCAGCACUCAAGUUUAGCGCUGUUGAGUUUAAGGGGACUGUUCAUUAUUUUUUUCUGUGUAUCUCCAAUUUCGUUCCCAAAUUCCACAAAUAUUUUAAGGCCCUCAAGGUAAAUAGUAAACGGUCCUAAAUCCAACUCGACCGCAGAGACAGAUUCUCGAAGAGGCUGUGUACAAGACGUUAAUUCACACGUCGUUUUGACCUCAUUAUUCUCAUACGGCUGUUUUGAUCUUAUUAUUUUUAUUUUGUAAGUUCAGGGGUAAGUGACAGGCAACUUGAUUAUUGAGUCACCUCUCUUGUUCACUUUUACCCCCACCCCCAUCCCCCCCGGGACCCCCAUACAUGUUCCACCUCUUGACAAGACUGAAACAGCUACUUGCUCAAUGUAUUGAGCAACAGGCUUUAAUUAGUAUUCUAGUUAGCAUACGAAAUAUAUAUAUAUAUAUUGUAGGGCCUAAUGAUUUGUAUGCCAAAUAAUAGUAAAAUCGCUAGAAUUAAAUUCAAAUGCAUCGCCGUUUUAGAAUCGAAGCUGAUUUCGCAUGACUUUACCACAGUAAGGAUUACCGUGCCGUGACCUCACUGUGUUCGUGACGUUUGCGUGUCCGAGAAUAUUCAUUGRCGGAGUUAUGCCUCAUGGACAACAUACGAAAUCUGCUGUAGAAGCAGUUGCCCGAUCAUCUUUUAUAUAUAUUACAGUGCAAGCCAAGGCAACUGUGAUUAAGGUAAAGGCAUCCGAUGUAUACUUACGUAUACUCGUAGAUGGAUGUUACUUGCCUUGAUAUUGCAAAUUAAGCUAUAACCUUCGAUAUAGCAAUAUAUUGAAAUACCCUAAUUCUGGCGCGCAGUCAUACCAGAAUUUGAAAGAUAUAUCGAAGGUCGUUUAACUUUUGAAUAAUUAUAUUAUUCAUGCCAUUUUAGAAGUAACCCACGCCUUUGCUCCGAAGCCAGGAUAGAGUUGGCUUAUAGUUUGUAAAUACUUGUACAUCAGGGCCAGGUUGUACGUAGGGUGGAUAGCGCUACCUGACGGACAAAUCCUUUAAUAUCCAGUGGAUAAGUCGAUGCCGCUAUCCAAUAAAUUUAUCCACUGGAUAAGAUUUAUCCGUCGGAUAGCGCUAUCCACCCUUCGUACAACCAGACCCAGAAAUAUGCAUGGUCUGUGUUAGACUAUAUCGCUGCCAUUUUGAUUUACUUUUGUAUAUAUGAUCGAAAAAUAGGAGCUAUAUACUAGCACAAAUGAAUCCACCGUCUGCAAUAAAUCAGUUUUUUUGUGUUAAUAA
This is a messenger RNA of Actinia tenebrosa (Australian red waratah sea anemone), 2730 nucleotides long. RefSeq names its product beta-lactamase-like protein 2. Lineage: Eukaryota; Metazoa; Cnidaria; Anthozoa; Actiniaria; Actiniidae. The record is from RefSeq and is a predicted model, not a curated record.